AUGCCAGGCGAGAGGGAGGAGUUCGCCUUCCAGGCGGAGAUCAACCAGCUUCUGUCGCUGAUCAUCAACACCUUCUACUCCAACAAGGAGAUCUUCCUGCGUGAGCUGAUCUCCAACGCCAGCGAUGCCCUGGACAAGAUCCGCUUCCAGUCCCUCACGGACAAGAGCGUCCUGGACUCCAACCCCGAGCUCUACAUCCGCAUCGAGGCCGACAAGGCCAACGGCACCCUCACCCUCACCGACAGCGGCAUUGGCAUGACCAAGGCCGACCUCAUCAACAACCUGGGCACGAUCGCGCGCUCCGGCACGCGCGCAUUCAUGGAGGCGCUGACCGCGGGCGCUGACAUCAGCAUGAUCGGGCAGUUCGGCGUGGGCUUCUACUCGGCCUACCUGGUCGCUGACAAGGUGGGCGGUGCUGCUGUUUAG
Molecule: messenger RNA, 426 nt
Organism: Monoraphidium neglectum
Lineage: Eukaryota; Viridiplantae; Chlorophyta; Chlorophyceae; Sphaeropleales; Selenastraceae
Product: molecular chaperone HtpG
Exons: 3
Coding region: 1-426 (141 amino acids)
Biological process (GO): protein stabilization; protein folding; cellular response to heat
Cellular component (GO): cytosol; perinuclear region of cytoplasm; plasma membrane
Molecular function (GO): ATP hydrolysis activity; ATP binding; ATP-dependent protein folding chaperone
Source: RefSeq, a predicted model, not a curated record